AUGUCCACCAAGACCCCUAUCCUCACUGACAAGGCCCCCAAGCCCCUCCCCGGCAUCUACUCCCAGGCCAUCGUCGCCAAUGGCGUUGUCUACUGCUCCGGCGCUGUCGCAAUGGAUGCCACUGGCAAGUUGAUUGAUGGUGAUGUCAAAGCCCACACUCACCAAUGCAUCAAGAACCUGACCCACAUCCUCGAGGAAGCCGGCACCGAUAUCACCAAGGUCGUCAAGGUCAAUGUGUUCUUGUCCAACAUGGAUGAUUUCGCCGAGAUGAACUCUGUUUAUAUGCAAUACUGGGGUGAUGUGAAGCCUUGCCGGACAUGUGUUGCGGUCAAGACGCUCCCUCUCAACACUGACGUCGAGAUUGAGUGCAUUGCUGUGCUGUAA
Molecule: messenger RNA, 384 nt
Organism: Penicillium griseofulvum
Lineage: Eukaryota; Fungi; Ascomycota; Eurotiomycetes; Eurotiales; Aspergillaceae
Product: putative L-PSP endoribonuclease family protein Brt1
Exons: 3
Coding region: 1-384 (127 amino acids)
Cellular component (GO): cytosol; mitochondrion
Molecular function (GO): deaminase activity
Source: RefSeq, a predicted model, not a curated record